Messenger RNA from Pundamilia nyererei, 1854 nucleotides. It is a transcript of the gene mep1bb, whose product is annotated as meprin A subunit beta b. Gene Ontology annotation, biological process: proteolysis. Gene Ontology annotation, molecular function: protein binding; metalloendopeptidase activity; zinc ion binding. Lineage: Eukaryota; Metazoa; Chordata; Actinopteri; Cichliformes; Cichlidae. The record is from RefSeq and is a predicted model, not a curated record. The transcript is spliced from 12 exons. Gene Ontology annotation, cellular component: membrane.
AUGACCAUAGUCUAUGAUGUGGACGGUGGACGGGACCUUGACAUUUUUGAUAUCAAUGAAGAGGCAGGGUUGAACCUUGCAGAAGGGGACAUAGUUCUUGAUGAGAAGCAACCCCGAAAUUCUAUAAUAGGGGAAGAGUACAGGUGGCCAAAGACAAUCCCAUACUACAUGCAAGAUGACUUGGAGAGGCCAGUGAGUGUAUUUAUUCUGUACUUUUACUACAGAAAAGUAUUGGCAAGAAGACACUGGGAGUUUAUCUGAUCUUCACAAAAGCCUCAUUUUCUUUCCAUAAGCUGUUUCUCCUCUGUUGGCAACCGGCAUGUUGGGAAGCAGAGACUGUCUAUAGGAACAAACUGUGACCACAUUGCCACCAUUGAACAUGAGUUCCUUCAUGCGCUGGGUUUCUGGCACGAGCAGUCCAGGGCAGACCGUGAUGAUUAUGUCGAAAUCAUGUGGGACCGCAUUACAGAGGGUAAAGGACACAAUUUUAACACCUAUGAUGACACCACCUCCAGCUCUUUGGGCGUCCCCUACGACUACAGCUCCAUGAUGCACUACAGUAAAACUGCUUUUAAGAACGGCAUGGAGCCCACCAUCGUCACCAAGAUCCCUGCUUUCAGUGACAUCAUUGGCCAGCGUAUGGAGUUCAGCGACAGUGACCUGCUCAAGCUGAACCGCCUCUAUAACUGCACUCAAGGUUCCACCUUUCUGGACUCGUGCGACUUUGAACGUGAAAAUAUCUGUGGUAUGAUACAGGGACAAGGGGAUCAGGCCGAUUGGGACAGGGUUACAACAGCUACUGGAGGGCCUGACACUGAUUACUCCAACAUGGGCAAAUGCACUGGCUCUGGGUAUUUUAUGCACUUCAGCACUGGCAGAGCCAAUACUGGGGACAAAGCUCUGCUGGAAAGUAGAUUGCUUUACCCCAAAAGAGGCUACCAAUGUCUGCAGUUCUUCUAUUACAACAGUGCUGGGCCCAGUGACACACUGAAGGUCUAUGUCAGAGAGUAUGACAAAGCUAACCCCAAUGGAAGUCUGCGCCUUAUAAAGACCAUAGAAGGGUCCCCUCAGGAGCUUUGGCAACUGCACCACGUCAGUCUAGAUGCUAAAAUGAAAUUCCGCGUAGUCUUUGAAGGGACCAAAGUGGAAGCUGGGCCCCCAUCAGGUGGACAGUCUUUGGAUGACAUCAACGUUUCAGAGACCACCUGCCCAGAAUUUAUUUGGAGAGUUAAAAACUUCAGUCAUGUUAUGGAAAACACCCCAAUAAACACACCUAUAUUUAGCCCCCUAUUCACCUCUAAAGAGGGUUAUACCUUCCAAAUGAUGCUUUACCCCAGCGGUAGAGAGGGCUACCAGGGGCAGUUGUCAGCCUAUGCUCAUCUGGUGGCCCGUGAAGGGGACACAGGACAGAUAUGGCCAUGUCCUUGGAAACAGAUAACCAUGAUGCUAAUGGACCAGCAUCCACAUAUUCAAAAGCGCAUGUCCAACCAGCGCAGCAUCACCACUGACCCCAACAUGAAGGCAGCAGGCUCUGAUGAAUUUUUCUGGGAUGAUCCUCGUAAGGUCGGCGUUGAGGUCACAGAUACAGACGGAUCAAAGUAUUUCCGAGGGCCAGGCUAUGGAACUGCAGCGUAUCUCACCCAUCUCAGAGCUAAAAGCAGAGAUUUUAUCAAGGGAGGAGAUGCCAUCUUCCUCCUCACCAUGGAGGAUGUGUCCCAUUUAACUGUGAGCCAGCCCCUGCCUCCUACAACUUCACAGCCUGUCACCAUCAUACCUUCUGAAGUUUGCUACAAUGUGCAAUGCCAGAAUGGCGGUGUCUGUGUCGUGGAUGAAGGCAAACCUGCUUGCAGUUGA